GACUCUCCUCUCGCCGCUGUCGCCCUCGCCACCGCCGCCGCCGCCGCCGCCAUCGCCAUGCCGCUCCUCACGCCCUCGCGGCUUGCCAUUGUCGUCGUCUUCUCCUUCUCCGUCAUCACCUUCUUCUGGACCUUUGCCCUGCCCAUCCAGUCCGCCCAGCCCGAGGUGCCCGUCAUCGACCACUAUAACUACAAGAACGUCCACACCGAGCCCAUUAUCCCGGCCCCCGCCAUCGAGACUCCCCACCCAACAGUCCAUGGCCACGGCCCAGGCGGGGACGACAAGGAGGAGGCCGGGGGCGUGGGAACCGCACAUGGGGGCGCUGUGCCCUCUACGCUCCUCACCCACGCAGCCAAUGCAGCCAAUGCCGCCAACCCAACCCCGACACCCGCCGCCUUUCCCCCUGCCUCGACGCACGCCGUCGAGCACUUCUGCAAAAACCUCACGCUGGCCCACGACGUCAUGGUGGUGCUGCAGACGUCCAAGGUGUACAUGCACAUGCUCGACGCGCACAUGCAAGCUUUCAUGUCCUGUGUGCCCACCUUUGUCAUCUUCAGCGACCACGACGGCGAGUUCCACGGCCACAAGGUGCACGAUGCGCUCAAGUUGGUGAGCCACGAUGUCAGGUUUUCGCACGACGAGUUUCAAGAGUACCGCAUCCUCCGUGCCGAUGCCGCGCACACGCCCAAUGCCGAGAAGCUGCUGGCCUUGGACAAGUGGAAAAUGCUGCCAAUGGUCUACAGGGCCUACCAUAUGAAACCCGACGCCAAAUUCAUCAUCUUCCUAGAGGACCAGACAGCUUUGAGCUGGACAAACUUGCUGCAGUGGCUCAGGCGAUUGGAUUACCGCAUCCCCUACUACAGCGGGGCGCCCGUCUACAUUUCCGGAACACAGUCAGUCCAACGCGGACCGGGCAUCAUGCUGUCUCAAGGCGCCCUGCGCAGAUUUGCAAAGUCGUACGAUGAGCUGUACACGAGCAAAUGGGAAAAGGCCGUCGACAAAGAAUGCUGCGGUGAUCUCAUGUUGGCAAGGGCCCUAGCAGACGCACACGUCGAGCUCUACAGCUCAUGGCCUAUUCUUCAGACGGAGCGACCCAACACGCUCGACUACACCCAGAAACAUUGGUGCACACCAGCUGUUUCGUGGUACCAAGUCGACGGCCAGCAGAUCACUCAACAAUGGGAAAUCGAGAAGAAGUGGACCAGUGCCAAUGGCUGGAAUACGCCGUACUUGUACCGCGAUGCUUUUCAUGAUCAUGUAGCGCCGCAUAUGGAAGAGACCAAGGAGGGCUGGGACAACCUUAGCCAGGAUGCCGAAAUCGUUGCGCCGACGGGGAGGCAGAAGCACCUCAAAGACGAAGCAGACAAGAUGAAACUUCAGGAAGAAGAAAGAAAGAAGCAAGAAGCCAACAAGGAAGAGAAAGACCGAAAAGAGCAAGACGCGCCAGCACAAAGCAUGCAAGAAGCCAACAAGGAUAGAAUCCUCCAAGUCGCCGGCCAGGAAGAAACGCAAUACCAAAAACGAGCAGACAAGGACAAGGACAAAACGAAGCAGCCGCCCAACUGGGACAAAUUCGCCGAGAAAUACCCCAACGCUGCAGAUAGUCUCGCCACAUGCCAAAAGACGUGCAAACAAGUCGAGGAUUGUCUGCAAUGGCGAUACUCGACAGAAGGAGACGGCCACUGUUACCUGAGCAAGGUGAUCAGGCUGGGUGGCAAGGAUGGUGAUGGCAAGUGGACGAGUGGGUGGGUGGUCGACCGCAUCGAGACGGUGCAAAAGGAAUGGAAGUGCGAAAAGGCCGAGUGGAACUUUUAUCAGUAGUGUUUUGUUUUGUCGGGCUUACACGGCUUGCGGUAGACUAUACGCAACAAACAUGACGGAGUUUGUGGUGUCGUUGGAACAUGAAACACGAAACAUGGAGGCUGGCACUGUCUAGGCUAUGGCAUAAUGCUGGGACACGGCCCAUGUGUGUUUGUAUACCCUCUGGUUGCAAUUUAUGGGAUAUGUUUAUAGAGGCUUCGCAUUCAUAGUUUGCAUUGCGUAGCUGUAAUGUCGUUGAUGCGAAAUGGAGUCUGUUCG
Exserohilum turcica Et28A is the source of this 2079-nucleotide messenger RNA. RefSeq lists its product as uncharacterized. The coding region runs from base 58 to 1821 and encodes 587 amino acids. The record is from RefSeq and is a predicted model, not a curated record. The transcript has a single exon. Lineage: Eukaryota; Fungi; Ascomycota; Dothideomycetes; Pleosporales; Pleosporaceae.